AUGUCGAAAGAAACAGCGUCUAUGAGAGAAAUACAACACAACCGACAACUCAUUAUACAAGCUCUAAAUAAGAACACAACAAACUUUUCAAACUAUUCUAAGAUAUCUGAGUCAUUGAAAGAAGGAAACUUAAAACUGACAAUGAACCCAAUGACAGAUGAGUUUCUGUUUCAAGACAAUAGGAACCAUACUGUCUGUGUAAAUCCAACAAAAGGAACUUUAAACGAGAAACCUAUAAAAGAACUUCUUUUGAAAGCAGAUGUUGACAACAAAGCUGACAAAGAGUAUGUCAUUGAAAAAGUUCAAGAAGAACAUGACAGAGCAGAUGCAACAUAUGCAACAAAAGCAGAUGUUGACAACAAAGCUGACAAAGAGUAUGUCAUUGAAAAAGUUCAAGAAGAACAUGACAGAGCAGAUGCAACAUAUGCAACAAAAGAACAUACUCAUCCUGAACUAGCAGACAAAACAUAUGUUGACAAUAAAAUGUCAAGUGAAGUGACAAGAGCUGAAAACGAAUAUUCUAAAAAGACUCAUACACAUACCAUUGCAAAUAUUACAAACUUACAAGAAACCUUAAACAGGAAAAGUGACGUUGGACAUACACAUACCAUUGCAAAUAUUACAAACUUA
Molecule: messenger RNA, 630 nt
Organism: Trichomonas vaginalis G3
Lineage: Eukaryota; Parabasalia; Trichomonadida; Trichomonadidae
Product: phage tail repeat-like family
Exons: 1
Source: RefSeq, a predicted model, not a curated record